Juglans regia (Persian walnut) is the source of this 602-nucleotide messenger RNA. RefSeq names its product cysteine-rich and transmembrane domain-containing protein WIH2-like. The record is from RefSeq and is a predicted model, not a curated record. The coding region runs from base 145 to 423 and encodes 92 amino acids. Lineage: Eukaryota; Viridiplantae; Streptophyta; Magnoliopsida; Fagales; Juglandaceae. Gene Ontology annotation, cellular component: plasma membrane. The transcript is spliced from 3 exons.
ACAUACAUACUAUAAAAUAGUCCUCCACUUCCCUCUCCCGUGUACACCCACCUCCUCAAGAACACAUUUUGGGGAAGGAAAGAUUCGAUAUAAAGAAGGAGAUAUCAUAUACGGCACGGCUAACCCAUCAAGCAAACUUAAAGUAUGAGUUAUUACAAUCAGAAUCAGCCUCCUGUUGGUGUCCCUCCUCCGCAAGGCUAUCCGCCGGAAGGAUAUCCCAAGGACGCAUAUCCGCCGCCGGCAUAUCCUCAGCAGGGAUAUCCGCCACCGGGAUAUCCUCCUCAGCAGGGAUAUCCCCCGGCCUACGCCCCUCAGUACGGGCAGCCUCCCCCUCCGCAACGCCAACAGGGCAGCAAUACUGGCUGCUUGGAAGGCUGUUUGGCUGCUUUGUGCUGUUGUUGCCUCUUGGAUGCCUGCUUCUGAUCAUGAGAAACUCUGCAGCAGCAAAAAAUUGGGAGAAAUUACAUUUCCCAUCUAUUUAGAUUGUCUAGUUUUUCUUCUUCCCCUCCCUCCCCUUCUCUUGACUGUUGUUCCUUAUAAAUAAUAAUAUUGUACUUUUGUUUGGAAGUGAACGUGUCAUUACCCAUUUCUUUCUUUCUUUC